Messenger RNA from Galleria mellonella (greater wax moth), 736 nucleotides. RefSeq names its product magnetosome-associated protein MamJ-like. The record is from RefSeq and is a predicted model, not a curated record. Lineage: Eukaryota; Metazoa; Arthropoda; Insecta; Lepidoptera; Pyralidae. The transcript has a single exon. The coding region runs from base 44 to 544 and encodes 166 amino acids.
AUAUAAUAGUUCUAAUGAAUAUUUUUAUUUCAGCUUUGCAACCAUGAAGACCUUCGUCGCACUUUUCGCCCUCUUGGCCGUGGCUGCUGCCAAUCCUCUGCCAUUGGUGCAGAUCAUCGUGAACGUUGAGGCUCCCCCUAGCGGCAACCCUGUUCUCAUCGAGGACAAUACACCACCCGAAACCAUUGUUUUGCCUACGCCCGUUUUGCCCGAGAUCGUGCCUGAACCUGAUGUUAUCAUUUCGCCUAUGCCUGUCUUACCGGAGGUUGUACCCGAACCUGAUGUUAUCAUUUCGCCUAUGCCUGUCUUACCUGAGGUUGUACCCCAGCCGGACCCCAUAAUACUUCCUGAGCCCGUUCUUCCUGAGCUCGUCCCUGAACCUAUUGUACUUCCAGAGCCCGUCCUCCCUGAGCUCCUCCCUGAGCCUAUCGUGUUGCCUCAGCCUGUUCUUCCUGAGGUCGUCCCCGAACCCAUCGUGCUCCCCGAGCCUGUAGUUCCUGAGAUCGUCCCAGAACCUGUUAUCCUUCCCGACAACCUCAACUAAGCGAUAUAGCUUUUGAGUGCCGAGAACAGACUCUGGAGUAAAAAGAUACUAGCAUUAAUAUGUGAUACUUGACAUUCCUAAGUCUUACUGGAUGCCAUAAUAUGACCUGUCUUGAAUACAAUAUGUUUACAUAAUUUAUAAUUUUCUGUUACAUUUUACAAGUAAAUAGCAAUAAAUAUAUAUAUUCAACAA